ACAGUUAAGAGCCAUGUUUAGACAAGAGCAGCUAACCUGGCCAGCUGGUCCCCAGCUGCAUUAACUUGUUGCUUUUCAAGCCAUCUCUGGAGGCCAUUGGUUCCUUCUGGCUGCCUCUGUGCCACCUCGGAGUGGGGAAUCCCAAGGCUUCCUUGAGGAUGGAGGAAGCCUCAGGGCAGUGGGCAAUGAUCACGGACCCAACGAUGACUCUGAAUAAUGUCACCAUGCGCCAGGGCACUGUGGGCAUGCAGCCCCAGCAGCAGCGCUGGAGCAUCCCAGCUGAUGGCAGGCACCUGAUGGUCCAGAAGGAGCCCUACCAGUACAGCCAGCGCAACCGUCACUCAGCUGCCCCCGAGGACCACUGCCGCCAGAGCUGGUCCUCCGACUCCACGGACUCAGUCAUCUCCUCCGAGUCCGGGAACACUUACUACCGGGUGGUUCUCAUAGGGGAGCAGGGGGUGGGCAAGUCCACUCUGGCCAACAUCUUUGCGGGUGUGCAUGACAGCCUGGACAGCGACUGUGAAGUGCUGGGAGAAGAUACAUAUGAACGAACACUGAUUGUUGAUGGGGAAAGUGCAACAAUUAUACUCCUGGACAUGUGGGAAAAUAAGGGGGAGAACGAGUGGCUUCAAGAUCACUGCAUGCAAGUCGGGGAUGCCUACCUGAUUGUCUACUCCAUCACGGACCGCGCCAGCUUCGAGAAGGCAUCUGAGCUGCGAAUCCAGCUCCGCAGGGCCCGGCAGACAGAGGACAUUCCUAUAAUCUUGGUUGGCAACAAAAGUGACCUGGUGCGGUGCCGGGAAGUGUCUGUAUCAGAAGGCAGAGCGUGUGCUGUGGUGUUCGACUGCAAGUUCAUUGAGACCUCAGCGGCUGUCCAGCACAACGUCAAGGAGCUGUUUGAGGGCAUCGUGCGGCAGGUCCGACUCCGGCGGGACAGCAAGGAGAAGAACGAGCGGCGACUGGCCUAUCAGAAGAGGAGGGAGAGCAUCCCCAGGAAAGCCAGACGCUUCUGGGGCAAGAUCGUAGCCAAAAACAACAAGAACAUGGCCUUCAAGCUCAAGUCCAAAUCCUGCCAUGACCUCUCUGUGCUCUAGGUACCCAGAGUCACCCAGAUGUCCCCCGAUGGACGUCACUGAAGGCCAUUGGGACCCAUAAUCUAUAUUAGAUUGGAUUCUUAAGUAGUGUAAGAUGUGGCUUCCCCUGUUGUAGCUGGGAACUAACAUGUUCACUGGUGGGCAACAUUAAUGCAUGGGAAAUGAAAGAUCUUUGUAAAGAGUCAGUAUUUAUUUACAUGAAAAGCCUGACCUUUGCUACAUGGACACCCGAGACUCGAGAGAGCGUGGUUGGUGUUCACAUGUGUUUCCUCUCUCCUUUGGUUUGUAGAGGAUGAGUGCCUAGGCAAGAACUUUUUCUUAUUAAGAUGUUGCCCGGUGUUCUGAUAUGUGACUCUGAGGCCAAUCAGGGGUCACAGAUAUAGGAAGGCUGUCAAAGGAAUUUUUCAAAGGAGGGAGAACUUCUUUCUCUGUACCAUGUAUUCGUGGAGCUAGGAUUGCCCGACGGGGCUCAUCACGAUCAUGAGUAUGAUGCUCCAUGAAGCUGUGAAAAGAAAUGAUGGACUUGCUGGAAACUAAAGCUUAGCAAACAGUUUUUUGUUCAGUGCCCACAGUGGGGGAUCCAGAAAUUUGUAGAAUUGGGAACUGAUACCUGUACCACUAAUGGGUUCAAAAAUUCUCUCUUUACGACUGUGUCUUAUAAUUUUUUAUUUAGGGGAAAAUUAUUUUAGUCAAAUUCUAUUGCAUCAAACCACCUUUUAUGUUUCAUUAUUUUUCAAAUCAUAAGGGCAUCAUAAAAAUAUUUUUAAAAUCUGAAUUAUUGAGAACCUGGAGCACACAAUACAAAGUUUUUGAAUAUAAUCGAAGGUCUGAAUUUUUAUAAAACAUGAGACAUAAUACUUCCAAUACUUUGGGUUGACCCUUGUAUACCACAGCUUUGCUCUAUUUAUUAUUAUUUUGCAAAGUAACAACCAUUUUAACAUUUGAUAAAGCAUAUUUAUGAACAUAUUUCUUAAUGAGAAAAAUGCUCAUUUUAUUACCAUUUUCUAUCUUUUUCAGAAUAUGCAAGUUUUUAUCUAUAUGUCUUCUAAUAAAAGAAAUAAAAUAUUUGAAAAAAAGGCAUUCCUAAAUGUUUUUUCCUUUCCUACAAGGUGUAUAAAGAUUCAGUAUUUUGCUAUAGCUUCUAGAGAAAGCACAUUAUAAAGAAACAUACUUAUUGUAUUUCUUCACUUCACUGGUGGAAGCCCAGU
This is a messenger RNA of Phacochoerus africanus (Common warthog), 2302 nucleotides long. It is a transcript of the gene GEM, whose product is annotated as GTP binding protein overexpressed in skeletal muscle. Gene Ontology annotation, molecular function: GTPase activity; GTP binding; calcium channel regulator activity. Gene Ontology annotation, cellular component: plasma membrane. Gene Ontology annotation, biological process: negative regulation of high voltage-gated calcium channel activity. The transcript is spliced from 5 exons. Bases 159 to 1094 code for a protein of 311 amino acids. The record is from RefSeq and is a predicted model, not a curated record. NCBI's taxonomy places the organism in Eukaryota, Metazoa, Chordata, Mammalia, Artiodactyla, Suidae.